CGUGAUUCCUCUCGUUUACGGUUCUUCCUUUUCCUUUACUAUCGCUGCAAGGUUAUUUACCGUAUAUAAUUUUUUGUUGCUUAUGCUGAAGGGAGAAGAAAGAAAAAGUGUGAAAAUGAUUGGUAGUUUUGUGAAUAAUAUAAGAAGUCGAUUAACAUCUCGAGUGAGCGAUGUGGAAUCAAUGAAUAUUUCAAUUCAUUCAACAGAUGGUUCCAAAUCGACAUCGCUUCUUGAUAAAAUUCUGAAUGCGAGUUAUUCGCUCGUCAGUCAGCAUCAGGAUGAUGCAUAUUGUAGUAAUAAUGUAUUCAUGCUUCCUCGGGCUUAUACGGAGUCAUGUCGAUCUCCCAUUUCAUUAAAACCAUCAGAAAAGUCUCUAGACGAGCUCGAUAAUAUUGUUGAUAAAUUUGUACGGUGCAUUAGCUUGGAAAAUGACUACGAUAGUAAUAGGAAAAAUGAUCGUGAAGCAAUUCGUCGACGACUUGCUAUGGGUGAGGAGGAUGAUUAUUUGGCAGCAGCACAUCGACCGAUACGAAAACCAAAUUUACAGUCGCGCUUGCAAAACGGCAUGAAUUUGCAAAUUUGCUUCAUGAAUGAAGCCGCAUCGGACAGCGAGAGUUCCGAUAGCGAGACAUGUCCGAAACUUUCACAGGGCAUGAAUAAGCGAAAAACUAUUCAGCGAUCGAGUAGCCUUAUGAGUCAUCGUAGUACGGCACUAAAUAAUAAUCCAUAUAGUUCUCGUCCACUUUCCAUUGCUACAUCAGUUUUAGAUCGUAAUGAGAAAGCCGUUCGUCCAAUAACGUUGACAUUGAGUGACGCAAAUGAUAACAAUUUUUUCACGCAUCAAGCUCGCCUUCAAAUUGAAGCACGUAUGGCCCUCGCCCAGGCAAAAGAUAUGGCUCAUAUGCAAAUGGAGUUCGAACGUCAAAAGCAACCCAUGUGUCCAAUAACAGAGCUUGUGCAUAAAACACUCGAGAAAGUAGGCAUGAAAGUGCCACACACAAAGCGACGCUUAUCGCGACAAAUGUUAACCAACAUGAAUAUUGCUCAAUUGCAAAUUAUCAUCAAUGAGUUUCAUUCAUUCAUCGAAACGCUCAAUGAGAUACUCGUCAAGUACUUAAUGGAUCGUGAUGAUUUUAGUAUGCGACAGGACUCGAUGCUCAUCGACAUAGAGGAUAUAACAAGAUACUUAGCGGAAAAGGAAGAAUCACAAUUGAUGAAUAAUGGAACACAGAAGCAGCAACAACAAUCACAGCUUAGACAGCAUCUUGACCCGAAAAAGGCUUUUCCUAAUCGAACAAGCUCCGUUCGACAGCAGCAACAUCCGACAAAUAUCACGUAUCUGCAAAAUAAUAAUAAUAAUAAUAAUAAUAAUAAUAUCAAUAAUAACAAUAAGAAGAAAUCAUUGGUGGUUAAUGGAAACGGACAUUCAUCGGUGAUAACAUCAAUUUCACGUGAGAAAUUCGAACAACGGAAUCGUCUUCAUCUUUAAGUCUUAUAAGUAUUAUGACGAUAUGUAAAUUCAUAUUGUGAAUGUAUGUGAAUAAUAUAGACCAGCAACAAACUCUUCUUUUCCUUAUGAUAAUAAAACUAUUAAUAAUAUGAUGAUAACUACUAUAAUAUGUAUAUGGAAUGACGAAGGUAGUGAAUGCGUGAUUGAAUUUCCAAUUGCAACUUAAAAUGAUAAAAGAUAGCAUCAUCACAUUUAAGAAGACAAAUGAUAAACUACGAUCAUGUAUGCCCUCUUACACAUUAAUCCAUUAUUCAUUAUAAUAGAGCUCUAUAGGAAAUAUGAGAAAGUCUGUUCAUGAUGAGAAAACAUUGAAAAAUUGUUUAAUUCACUAAAUUAUUUUUAUAAUUUUACGAAAGAUAUUGUUGAAAAUUAGAAUGUUUGCUGUUCAUUCUCUGUGACUAGGUUCCGUGGAUAGUUUGAAAUUUAGAAAAUUAGAAGGUGUUUUGAUUCCAAAAAACAUCCUUUGACUACAUUAUAACUUAAAACUAAGAAUUUGCCUUUGUUAAGGUUUAACCUUGGUACUUGCUGUGUGGACCUAAUUGUUUCCGAUCAGAUAAGCGCAAAGAACAUGAUUAGACACCUAGUCAACAAGACCCACAACAAACAUCUCUGUGAAAUAAUUUUUUAUGAUAUUUUUAUAACUUAAGUUCAUGAUUGAAUUUAUUGGUGUACAUUAGUUAUCAGUUCGUAAACUGUUUAUAGAUUAUUUUGGAAAAUUUAUGAUUUCAAUAAAAUUUCAAUUUCAAAAGUUAAA
Molecule: messenger RNA, 2264 nt
Organism: Chironomus riparius
Lineage: Eukaryota; Metazoa; Arthropoda; Insecta; Diptera; Chironomidae
Source: the annotation of a GenBank genome assembly